This is a messenger RNA of Mesorhabditis belari, 417 nucleotides long. NCBI's taxonomy places the organism in Eukaryota, Metazoa, Nematoda, Chromadorea, Rhabditida, Rhabditidae. The record is from the annotation of a GenBank genome assembly.
AUGAGUACAGCUUAUUCUGUCCACUCAAGGGAACCAACUACACCGCAAUGUUUGAAUGGAGAAAACACGCAAGGAGAAAAUAUUGCUGACAAUGGAGGUAUCCAUUCGGCUUUCCGUGCCUAUCAAGUACACAAGAAUUUGAAUGGACCUGAUGCACAAUUGAAUGAAAGAGUCUUGGGACAAUUCAGUCACGAUCAACUCUUUUUCCUCAAUUUCGGCCAGGUUUGGUGUCAAAUGGACGAGACACCGGAUCAAUAUUUCCGUCAGAUCAUGGUCGAUCCCCAUUCCCCGGCCAACUACCGUGUGUUCGGUGCAAUCCAGAAUUUCCCGGCUUUCCGAUCGGCUUUCAAUUGUCCCGUUGGUGCCACAUAUUCCCCGGAGAAACAUUGCGAUGUGUGGGUGCCGAAGAAAACCCCG